ACUCUAUAAAACACCAUUCCACGGGAAUAUUAUACUCCCAACGUGGAUAAUAUCGCUGUCUUUUUUAUAUAGUCGGACAGUGGUUAAGGGUCCUAACGCAACGGACACAAUGGGAAGCCGCGAACGACAUGAUAGACGGCACGCCUCGUUGCUUGUUAGGAACCUCAAAUAUGAGACCUCACCUGAUCAGCUGAGAGCUGCUUUCUCGAGGUUUGGAGAAAUUCGCGAUGUUUAUCUCCCCCUUGAUUAUUACACGAGGAAGCCGCGCGGCUUCGGAUUCGUUGAGUUUUUCUCUCAUUCCGACGCUGACGAAGCCAUGCGUGAAAUGUUUGGCUAUGAAUUAGAUGGAAAUAAAAUUGAAGUGUUUGUUGCUAAGCAUGGGAGGUCCGACCCAUAUCAGAUGAGAAGUCGGGAACGUAGAAGGCGCAGAAGCCGUGACAGGUCAUACUCAAGAGAUAGGCGUCGCAGGUCAAUAUCUUACGAUCGUCGUAGAAGACGCUCACCGUCGAGGUCAAGAGAUCGUUACAGGUCACGUGAAAGGGAUAGGCGCGUUUCUAGAUCACUGGAUAUCAACUCUCCAAGAGGGAAGGGUGACAGCAGAAGCCGCAACCGUGACAGUCCUAGGCGAUCUGAUGGAGCCAGGGAUUAUUCAAGAAGUGCAUCGCGAAGCAGGUGAAUUCCAGGUUUUCUAAACCAUCCACCUAUCAUGGUUUAUGCUCGCGAUACGGCGCCACAAUGGCACAAAAGUGGACAACUUUUAUGCAGCUAAUUAAACGAAAAGUAUCAUUUCAAAUUUAUAGCCUCAAUGAAGCAGUCACAUAAUUCAAUAGAUAUACAUGAUGCU
Babesia bovis T2Bo is the source of this 844-nucleotide messenger RNA. RefSeq names its product putative Ser/Arg-rich splicing factor 2. The record is from RefSeq and is a predicted model, not a curated record. Gene Ontology annotation, molecular function: RNA binding. Bases 110 to 676 code for a protein of 188 amino acids. NCBI's taxonomy places the organism in Eukaryota, Apicomplexa, Aconoidasida, Piroplasmida, Babesiidae. The transcript is spliced from 4 exons.